GGGAAGUCUGAAUGCAUUAGACACACUCACACUUUCCAGAGGCUUUCAUCAUCAGAAGAGGCUCUCUGAGAGCUCUGAAUCACCAGCCCCAGAGAGGAAAGACCAGCCAGUUUGUGCAACAUCAGUCACAGAGAUAAAGCGCAGAUCACACAACCCAAGGGCGAAGGGAUACAUCCCAUUCUUUUUGUUUGAGAUAACGAUCAGAAAAAAGUCAAGCUGGCAGGAGACGAGAUAAAAAGCUUGUUGGAGGAGGGAGAGGCCGAUGAGGAGCAGGCCAACGGAGGACCAGCAGGAGGCAGGGAGUCCCGCGGCCCACUUGGCACGAUAGUGCGCGUUGAACUGGAGUGGGAGAUCCCCAUGUCGGUGACGCUGCCCAUCCAAGUGCAGCCCGACCCGGCACACCAGCCGUUCCCAUUCCUGGACACGACGCUGGCCGACCUCGGCAUCCAAGAGUCAGAGGUGAAGGAGAGGACGGUGUGGGUCGACACCAAGAAGACUCAGGUUAAGAACAAGGCAGGGAAGCUGAAGGAGAAAGAGAUCACCAUCCUCGAGGUGAGAGUGAAAGCCCAGAAGCCUGGAGACAAACAGCUCCAGGAAAUCCUUUACAGCACCGAGGCGCACACCGACCGCUCCUUCUGUCGCACGGGAAUGAACAUCCUGCCCUGGAAACACAGAUCCACAGAGGAGAACGGACUGACACCGGUGGAGAUGACCAUGGCGUUGGACAUGGCAAAACAGCAGCCUAACUUUACCGAGGACCAGGGACAACGGGAGAUCUGAGGAGCAACAAAGAGCCACCAUCAUCCAAAACAAGAGUGUAAUUUAAUGUGAAUCAACAAGCUAGCCAUUUAUGCUAACGUAAAUGUUCAACUAGUCCACGGCAAAGCACUUUUUUUAAACUCUAUUUAGAUUCUAAGAUGCUAAGUUUGCACUUAUUCAGAGGAUUCAAAGUGUCUUCAGUUUCUCUUUCUACUAUACAGUGAGGCGAGGUUGAAUGGCUUGACAUUUAACUGCACGGAGAAACUUUGCCAGCUUUGUAGCAUUUGUAAAAAAGCUCUUGCACUUGUCAGAUAUGUGUACUGCUGAAUAGUUUUUAAUAUGCUGAGCAGAAAUAGCACCAACAGAGAUGGACAGAAGCAUUAACAGAGUGUGUUGAGGGUAAAGUAAGUGGGCCUAUUAGCUCAGUAUGUCCAGUUAGUCUGUGACCUCUGGGGGUUCUCACUAUUUCUGCCAGAGUUCACACAACACACAGCUGCAGGGUCAGCCCAUUAGAGAAAAAGCCCUUUGUAAGCAGCAGAUAGAUCUCUGAGUUAAGGCCACGCCGGGAGAGAACGCAUAGCAAUCAAAAGUUUAAAGUCCACUGACUUACACUGGGAGAUUUGAACAAAAAAUACAUUUAUCAGGAGAUCAAAUUCAUUGCUUCACACUCAGAGAGCAAAGCCAGAAGUUUGUCCAAACAGUGGCAGAUGGAGACAGUAGCACUUUACAGGAAGAACAGGGAAACAAAACACAACACAGGAUGGUUAAACCGGAACUCUUAAAAUAAUCAACAUAGCAUAAGUAAAUAAAUUAAAAGUUAAUACUCAAGGGGCAAAACUGCCGAAUGUGAUAAUAACUAGUAGAAUGGUUGAAGUGCUGUAUUUAGAUCAUUUUUUUUUGGGAAACAACU
This is a messenger RNA of Sebastes umbrosus (honeycomb rockfish), 1669 nucleotides long. RefSeq lists its product as uncharacterized. NCBI's taxonomy places the organism in Eukaryota, Metazoa, Chordata, Actinopteri, Perciformes, Sebastidae. The record is from RefSeq and is a predicted model, not a curated record. The transcript has 4 exons. Bases 358 to 780 code for a protein of 140 amino acids.